AAAAUAAGAUUUAACAUAAAAGGCGGGAUCCGAUUCAUGCCACACCAUUCCGGUCCCGGAAUACCUUUUUUGCGGUGGUGCUUGUGGCUGAAAUCGGCGCCGGACCUUGCCACGCCUCCUUCGUCUCCCUGACCUUUCUCGCUUCAGCACUCUAAAUCUAGCGAAAAACGUCAUCCCGUGCCUCUCUUUUACUUUCUACGAUUUGGUUCUCCCCGUUUAUGGAUCCGGGUUCUAGAAGCUUCCUUUCUCAUUGCUAGUCCUCUUUCUUGCGGUUUUGCUCGCGAGAUUCUGUGUUUCUUAGCUGAUUUGAGCAAGCUGAGGUAAGCUUAGAAAAAGAGAAUGUGGGAUUGAAGUAGCGAAGAGCGGGGUAGAAGAAAAUGGUGCACAGCGCAUACGAUUGUUUGGAAGUGGUAGGCAAUUGCCCUGACAAGAUCGAAGCCAUCGAAUCGUACGGGUCGAAGCUCCUCGUCGGGUGCUCCGAUGGAUCGCUCCGAAUAUAUGCCGCGGAAAUCGAAUCCUCCAAUCGGUCUAAGCCUUACGCGUUGGAGAAGAAUCUCGUCGGGUUUUCGAAGAAGCCCGUCCUCUCAAUGGAGGUCAUCGAAUCCAGAGAGCUUCUUAUAUCGCUCUCCGAAUCCAUCACUUUUCACAAACUUCCUUCUUUCGAAACCAUAGCAGUUAUCACCAAAGCCAAGGGCGCCAACGUCUUCUGCUGGGACCACCAAAGAGGCUUCCUCUGCUUCGCCAGGCAAAAGCGCGUUUGCAUCUUCAGACACGACGGUGGCAGAGGAUUCGUGGAGGUGAAAGAAUUUGGUGUGCCGGAUACGGUGAAGUCCAUGUGUUGGUGUGGUGAGAAUAUAUGUUUGGGGAUUAGAAGAGAGUAUAUGAUUCUGAAUGCUUCCAACGGUUCUUUGUCUGAGCUUUUUACUUCCGGGAGACUAGCGCCACCUCUCGUCGUAUCACUUCCCUCCGGAGAGCUUCUUCUUAGAAAGGAGAACAUUGGAGUCUUUGUGGACCAAAAUGGGAAACUCCUUCCUGAAGGUAGGAUUUGUUGGUCAGAGGCUCCUGUGGAGGUUGUGAUUCAGAAGCCGUACGCUAUAGCUUUGCUGCCCAGAUUUGUGGAGAUUCGGUCUCUCCGAGAUCCUUAUCCACUAAUACAAACGGUUGUCCUACGAAAUGUUCGCCAUCUUUGCCAAAGCAAUAAUUCUGUGAUACUUUCUUCGGAUAAUUCUAUUCAUGGCCUCUUCCCUGUUCCUCUUGGAGCCCAGAUAGUCCAAUUAACAGCUUCUGGCAACUUUGAAGAGGCCUUGUCGUUGUGCAAGCUUCUUCCACCCGAAGAUUCAAGUCUUCGUGCUGCAAAGGAGGGGUCAAUUCAUUUAAGAUAUGCUCACUAUCUUUUUGACAAUGGGAGCUAUGAGGAGGCCAUGGAACAUUUUCUGGAAUCUCAAGUGGAAAUAACCUAUGUGCUUUCUCUAUAUCCAUCCAUUAUCCUUCCCAAGACAACUAUUGUUCAUGAGCCAGAAAAGUUGGAUCUUUAUGGGGAUGCUUCAUAUCUCUCGAGAGGUUCUUCAGGUGUGUCCGAUGAUAUGGAACCCUCAUCAACAUCUCAUAUGUCAGAAUCUGAUGAGAAUGCAGUACUUGAAUCCAAAAAAAUGAACCAUAAUAUGCUCAUGGCUCUCAUAAAAUAUUUACAGAAGAAGAGAUAUAGUUUUAUUGAGAAGGCCACUGCCGAAGGAACUGAAGAAGUUGUUUUAGAUGCCGUUGGGGAUAACUUUACAUCCUAUAAUAGGUUUAGGAAAACCAAUAAGGGGCGUGGUAGUAUACCUGUUAGUUCAGGAGCUCGGGAGUUGGCUUCAAUAUUGGAUACUGCUCUACUCCAAGCAUUGCUUCUAACUGGACAAUCAUCAGUGGCUUUAGAAUUACUGAGAGGUAUUAACUACUGUGAUUUGAAAAUAUGUGAGGAAAUACUUCAAAAAGGCAACCACCAUGUUGCUUUAUUAGAACUUUACAAGUGCAACUCAUUGCACCGGGAAGCUCUUGAACUUCUUCACAAAUUGGUGGAUGAGUCAAAAUCUAGCCAAUUGGAAAUUACUCAAAGGUUCAAGCCUGAGGAUAUUGUUGAGUAUCUCAAGCCGCUAUGUGGGACCGACCCCAUACUUGUUCUGGAGUUCUCAAUGCUUGUUCUGGAAAGCUGUCCAUCUCAAACUAUUGAGCUCUUUCUGUCUGGAAAUAUUCCAGCUGAUAUGGUGAACUCAUAUUUGAAGCAGCAUUCUCCAAACAUGCAAGCUAGGUACUUGGAGCUCAUGCUUGCAAUGAAUGAGAAUGCCAUAUCGGGCAAUUUGCAGAAUGAAAUGGUACACAUCUAUCUUUCUGAAGUACUCGAGUGGCAUGCUGAUUUAAGUGCUCAACAAAAAUGGGAUGAGAAAGCUUAUUCCCCGACAAGGAAAAAGCUAUUGUCUGCCUUAGAGAGCAUAUCAGGAUACAGUCCAGAGGCUUUGCUAAAACGACUUCCACCAGAUGCUUUGUAUGAAGAGCGUGCAAUAUUGUUGGGAAAAAUGAACCAACAUGAACUGGCAUUAUCUUUGUAUGUUCACAAGCUUAAUGUCCCGGAACUGGCAUUGUCUUAUUGUGAUCGGGUCUAUGAGUCUACCCAUCAGCCAUCUGUAAAAUAUUCCAGCAACAUAUACCUUGUGCUUCUACAAAUCUAUUUGAAUCCUCGAAGGACCACAGCAGGUUUUGAGAAGAGAAUUACAAAUCUGUUAUCCCCACAGAAUACAACCAUUCCAAAAGUUAGUUCAUUGACAUCGGUAAAAAGUAGAGGCCGAGGAUCAAAGAAAAUUGCUGCAAUAGAGGGUGCAGAAGACACAAAAGUUGGUUUGAGCAGCACUGACAGUGGCAGGAGUGAUGGUGAUGCAGAUGAAUAUAGUGAGAGUGGUUCUACUAUCAUGCUUGAUGAGGUCCUUGAUUUGUUGAGCCGCAGGUGGGAUAGAAUAAAUGGAGCUCAGGCUCUUAAACUUUUACCAAAAGAGACUAAAUUACAGGACCUGCUUUCGUUUCUUGGACCCCUUCUGAGAAAAUCUAGUGAAAUGUACCGAAAUUGUUCAGUGAUAAAGAGCUUGAGACAGAGCGAGAACCUUCAGGUGAAAGAUGAACUCUAUGGUCAGAGGAAAGCAGUUGUGAAGAUAACCAGUGAUAGCAUGUGUUCUCUGUGCCAUAAGAAAAUAGGGACUAGUGUUUUUGCAGUCUACCCCAAUGGAAGCACUCUCGUACACUUUGUCUGUUUCAGAGAUUCUCAAAAUAUGAAAGCAGUAGGCAAAGGAUCUCAAUUGAGGAAGCGAUUGUAAAAGUGAGAGGCCAUACCGAUGGGUGGUCCAAUUGUCUCUUAUGAGUGUGUGCUUUUUACCCAUGGUACCUGCUGGUCGGUGGAUUAUUACCGCAGUGACACUAAUGUGUUCCGGAAUUCUUUUUUACUGUCCGUGUAAAAUGUGAGAUUUGGUAUGUGAAGAGCGCGAUGUGUUUAUUUUCUUGUGAUGUAAAUAUUCGGGUUAGAGGGUCGGAUAUUUAUUUGUUAAGCAUUGAAAAGGAGCAGAUUUUCCCUCCUUUUUCUUAUGUGUUGUAUUAUCUGCACUAAAUUUAUAAAAGUUAAAUUUCAAUAUUAUUUAUUAUUAAAAUAUAUUGAUAAAUUGUAUAUAGUAUUGGGAAGAAUUGCAAUAAUCUAGGAUUCUUAUACAAAACUCGCCACAACUAGAAUGUAUACUACACAGAAUUUUCAUGAUUUGGCUGUGUAUGGUUCCAUUCUAUGGAAACUAAAAAAAAUUCAUGAUACAUAUAUAUCAAAUUCAAAUUCAAAUGAAGCCUUGU
Molecule: messenger RNA, 3858 nt
Organism: Abrus precatorius (Indian licorice)
Lineage: Eukaryota; Viridiplantae; Streptophyta; Magnoliopsida; Fabales; Fabaceae
Product: vacuolar sorting protein 39-like
Exons: 13
Coding region: 378-3341 (987 amino acids)
Biological process (GO): autophagy; vesicle-mediated transport; intracellular protein transport
Cellular component (GO): cytoplasm; membrane
Molecular function (GO): protein binding
Source: RefSeq, a predicted model, not a curated record